AUUGAGCGUGCCUUCAAAUUGUUCAUGGAUAAGGAUUUGGAAGUCAAGCAAGUCUUGGCAUCUGGGUCGCGAGGUAAACUUGCCUUCAAGCUACCAAAAGUCCUCAACAAAACUACUGGGAAGAUGACCAACGCCCCGUUCUUAUUUUCAGGGGCUCACUGGACUAAAGUCACUACCUCAUUCAUUAAGUCUAUCGCGAGCAAGCCUGCUGGGUAUGUAGAGACCACAGUAGAGAUGGCGCAUACUUGUGCU
This is a messenger RNA of Suillus discolor, 252 nucleotides long. RefSeq lists its product as uncharacterized. The record is from RefSeq and is a predicted model, not a curated record. The annotation marks the transcript as partial. NCBI's taxonomy places the organism in Eukaryota, Fungi, Basidiomycota, Agaricomycetes, Boletales, Suillaceae. The transcript has a single exon.